AUGGUAGAAAAGAAGGCAUCUAGCAGAAAGAACUCUAACGGUAGCUCACUCUUCACUGCCGAAGAUGAUCAAAAACUCAUCGAAGGAUACAAGAAGUAUGGUAAUAAUUGGAAGGAUAUCUCCCGAGAAUAUUUCAACGGUCGAUUCAAGACCAAUCAGCUUUUCCAACGUUACAAGAGAGUUCUCGUUGCUAAGGAUAAGGAAUCCACUUGGUCCAAGAACGAAGACAUUGAACUCCUCUCUGUGUAUCACCACUUUGAGGGAUCUUGGAUUCAAAUGAGCAAAAAGUACUAUAAGGACACCAGAACAGACAACCAACUCUCAAACAGAUGGGCUUCUCUGAAGAAGAGUUGCUGCCUCAUUGACACCUUUUCCAAGUUGAAACCAAACAUUAAGAAGGAUCUCUACACAUUUUACAAAAAGGCAAGAAAGACCACUGGUCCAGACAGUAUUAGGGAAACUAACUUUACUGAAAUUGUAGAAAUUCCAGAAGAGGCCUUCCCAAAGAUUUACCUUGGUGAAGGACGAAGAGUGCAAAAGGAAAGCUCUUCGAAGAAGAGAAAGACAGCUCCAAAGAGAGAAUUGCCAACUGAAACCUCAACCAAGAAGAGAAAGACAUCUUUUAUUGUUGAAGACGAUGAAGACGAUUCUUCCUCUUCAGAAGACGAAGAUGAAGUGUCAACCAAUGACGAUAUUGCCAUGUUACCAAGAACCACACGAGGUCAACGAGUCAACUACUCCAAGAUGCUUAGCGACGAGGGAGAAGAUGACAGUGCCACUAAUGAAGACGAUGAAUACGUACCAAAGGAAGAGGAAGAAGAAGCUGUAGUGCUACCAUUGCCAGCCCAAAAGCAACAACAACCACAAGCCUCUUAUUAUCAUCCACUCAGCCAACUCUCCAAGCAACAAGUUGAAUGGUUGCAAGCUCAAAAGUGUCCAUCCAAGAGAUCCUCAUCCAGCACUGCUCCAGUUUUUGUUACGAACAGUGUUGAUCUUGCCUGUGACGAAGAUAUUGUUGCUCCACAACAAGCACAACAAGUCUUCGUGCAACCUCAACAACCAGUGAUGGUCAAGAUGGAGAAGCAAAUCCAAUACACUGUCGUUGACAAUCGUGACGUUAAUCUCAAUUUCAAUGAAGAAGAGUGUUUGGAAAUUGAACGAUUCCUUGGUGCACCUUACAGCAACUUUGAGACUGAGCGAAACUACUCGAUGGAAGACAUUUUGGCCCAAACAAGAAUCAUUAAGGAAUUCCUCGAACAGUCCAAGACAAUCAAGCCACAAGAAGAGAAUCCAUUCACUGCCAUUCAUGACGACUUUUGUGCAGAAGCCUGCAACAAUGACAUGUUUGAUUUCUCGACUUUCAACAGAGCUCCAAAGUCACCUUUGCUGUUCGAUGACGAUCUUGAUUUCUUGUAA
Naegleria lovaniensis is the source of this 1416-nucleotide messenger RNA. RefSeq lists its product as uncharacterized. The record is from RefSeq and is a predicted model, not a curated record. NCBI's taxonomy places the organism in Eukaryota, Heterolobosea, Eutetramitea, Acrasida, Naegleriidae. Bases 1 to 1416 code for a protein of 471 amino acids. The transcript has a single exon.